Dacryopinax primogenitus is the source of this 2234-nucleotide messenger RNA. Its product is annotated as DNA ligase/mRNA capping enzyme. Gene Ontology annotation, cellular component: DNA ligase IV complex. NCBI's taxonomy places the organism in Eukaryota, Fungi, Basidiomycota, Dacrymycetes, Dacrymycetales, Dacrymycetaceae. The transcript is spliced from 15 exons. Gene Ontology annotation, biological process: DNA recombination; double-strand break repair via nonhomologous end joining; nucleotide-excision repair, DNA gap filling. Gene Ontology annotation, molecular function: DNA ligase (ATP) activity; DNA binding; ATP binding. Bases 9 to 1952 code for a protein of 647 amino acids. The record is from RefSeq and is a predicted model, not a curated record.
GUCCGGUCAUGGAUGGAGCCGCAAUUCGCGUCUCGACAUGCCAGGAGCAUGUCAUUCCCUUUAAUUUCUUUGCUCGCCUUAUCGAAGAGUUUGCGAAGGUCAAGCCGCAAAGGGCCACUCAGUGUUCAGCACCCUGCAGUUUCAGGAAACACAUUGAUGUAUUGGACUCUUGGAUCGCAAGGCUUGAUCGACCAUUGCCACCAGGCACAGGCGCGGUUCUGUUUCGUUUACUAUUUCCAUGCGAAGAUAAAGACAGAAAGUACAACUUGCAGGAGAGUAAACUCUCCCGUUUGUUGGCGGAUAUCUUCGUCGUGGAUGUUGGAUCCGGCAAGCGGGGGCAUCGGCUUUCCACCUGGCAGGACUCAGACGAGGGCUGCCUCGGACGUGAGGUACAAAUGAUUCUCAUGGAAGUUUAUAGCGGUGAAGACCAUCCGACCAACCCGACAAUACAUGAAGCUGAUUCUUUAUUGGAGGAAUUGGCUGCGACCUCGCCGUGGUCCAAUAUCAAGUUCUCAACGCCUUCACCUCAACGACGUUCAGCUAAGCGGAUCCUCUCCGACUUAUACCGGGAUCUCACUCCUUUCGGAGCGGCGGUGAUGACCCAGGUCUUGCUUAAGGACCUUCGCCCCUUGGCGUAUCCCCAACCGGCAGCAAGCAUGUCCGCCUCGCUGAUUGAUUUCAAUUCCAAGGCCUACGAGGAAAUUACGCCGCACAUGGCUAUGCGGGCUUGGCAUCCGAAAAUGUGCUACCUAUACAAGACGAACAGUAAACUGGAUGCUGUCGCCGAUGCCGUUGAGAAGUUGGAAUCAUGGGAGGCAUCUGUCCAACCGGGGAUCCGACUCGAUCCAUUUUCGCCAAUGGUCGGGGUUCCCGUAGAGAUUGCCAAGUGCGUUCAAGGCCAUUCGUACAGUUAUGCUCUCAGCCGGCUUGUCGGGUCAGAACGGGUGUACGCCGAAACGAAGUACGACGGGGAACGGAUGCAGAUACAUGUGGAUUUUUCCCAGCCAGCUAGUUCGCAAAUCCGAAUUUUUAGCAAGAGCAAACGCGACAGCACGCAAGACCGCAUCGCCACGCACAGUAUCAUCCGAGCCUCUUUAGGGAUACACCCUGGAAGCAAGGCACAUGAGAAACUGUUGGAGCGUCUUGGAUCAAGCACUGCAAGAACAUCUGUCAUACAUUCCGCCAUUCUGGAAGCAGAAAUGGUAGCCUAUUGUGAGCUGUCAGCCGAUAUUGACAAAUUCUGGCGCAUUCGAGGUAUCCUCGGAGCUACUGCCCGGGGUGUGCGACGAAGGGCCCCUCGCAAGGCUAAAUACGAUUCUGAUAUAUCCGACAGCGAGGACGAGACCCGCUUCGAGUUUUCUGAAACUCAAGAUUCACUGGUAUCGAACGGCACCGCUUCCGAAACCCGCCACUUCAUGCUCGUCUAUUUCGAUAUUCUACAACUCAAUGGAACAAGCUUGUUGAGAAGACCGUACGAGCAUCGAAGAUUCGUGUUGAAACAGGUCAUUGCUCCUGUAACUGGAUUUACUCGAAUUGCGCGGUCUCUAACAAUAGGCCUAGGUGGAUCACAAUCUUCUGCUUCGCUGGAGCGAUUGCAACAACACUUUAGGCGGGAGACAGAAGAAUACAAAGAAGAGGGCAUUGUUCUGAAAGCAGGAGAGUCUGUGUACAAUGACUAUCAAAAGCCAUGGAUCAAGAUCAAGCGCGACUACAUCAGAGGAUAUGGUGAUACCCUUGACUUUGUCAUCCUUGGCACUGGAUGGAGCAAGGAACGCGGUCGAGAACUCAGAGUGGGCCCAUCGGUUAACACGACCUUUCAUGUGGGUUGUGUCACGAACAUGGCGGAAGUCAAACUUCAACGAUCUGUUCGACCCCAUUUUGAGGUGUACUUCACUGUUGAAUAUGGAUUUUGCCGAGACUCCGAUUGCACGUUGGUCGACCUCAUUCAGUGACACAUUCUCAACCCUCGAAGCAUUUUUCAUUGCGUGUGGCUGGUGUGCGGAACGAACACUGCCCAUACGGAAAACCUUUCGCCAUGGCGUCGUAUUUAUUAAUUAUUCUCAAUCCCACACGAUCAUCGAUACCCUCAGAACAAUGCAAUACGAUCUUCAGCAACGGAAUAGCGAUGUACGACUACGGCUCUUAGUGUGUAUGCCGGAGGAACUGGAGGCCAGCGCCGGGAAUGAGGAACAUGUAUUACGACCAUUGUGGGUGUCUGACUAGCACGCAUUCAU